Molecule: messenger RNA, 977 nt
Organism: Mycena citricolor
Lineage: Eukaryota; Fungi; Basidiomycota; Agaricomycetes; Agaricales; Mycenaceae
Source: the annotation of a GenBank genome assembly
AAGUUCGGAAUAAGCCCUCGUUUGACAGCACCCAAGUGACGUGACUAGACCGUGAUCGGUCCGAUCACCUGUCAACCCGUCUUUGACCCGAACGACCAUGUCCAAAAAGCCGCCCACCGAUCUCAAGAGCGUCCUCCAGAACGAAAUCAAAGAGUGGCAUUUCCAUAUCUACUUCCAUCAGGGCAACGCGGAGGAACAGCACUACGCUCUCGAGCUCCGUGAUGCUGUGCUGCGGCUGCGCCGGGACGGGGCCUUCAUCGCCGUGCCGCUCUUCCGCGUUAACACCGAUCCUAUCGGCCCGCACCCCGCCGGUAAGCACGAUGUCCAACUCGAACGCGUUGAGAAUCUCAACCCUGCCGGAUCUUGCUCGUAUGAGGUCUGGGCGCCCUCCGAGACGUUCGCGUCGCUGUUCUCGUACUUGGCGCUCCACCGCGGACCGCUGAGCAUCCUCGUCCACCCGCUGACCCGUGAAGAGGUAAGCGUCUAUCCCGCGUUGGAGUCCCGCUCACAGUUCUCUCCUGGCAGCUCGCGUAAGAUUUCGCCAGCGCAUGCUACCGAUGUCGCCAUUGAUCCACCUUCUGUUCUGACUGAUGACUGCAGAGACCAUCAAAUCCGAAGCGCGUGGAUCGGGCCCUCUUGGCCGCUUGAUCUGAGCAAGCUCCCCGUGCGGAGCGAGACGAUUCCGCUGCAAUACCCCAGCUUGAAGGUCGGCUACUCGUCAAACGUCCCGUUCAUGAACCUGGAGGAUCGCGCGAUUCUGGGGGCAAACGUGGAGAAGAUGCUGCUCAAGGAGAAGGACGCGGCGCGCGCGCCGGUCCCUUGAGCGUACCAGCUACUACCAUCUACUCGGGGUUGACUCGAGGGCGUGGGUUUUCCGUGUUGCGAGGCUACCGCCUUCGAAAUGAUAACGUUUUUACGGCGUGCUCACCCGAUCCGCCAGUGAAAUUGAGGCUGCUCCCAUCACCCAGUGAACUCAA